AUGUCACAAGAGGACAUGAGGUUCGAGACGUUGAUGAAAGAGCAGAUGGUGCAGGGAGAAGAUGGACACUUCGUGGCACCGCUGCCGCUGAAAGACCCGGACUCUCAGUUCCCGAACAACCGGAUCAUGGCAGAGCAGCGUCUUGCUUCCCUCAGGAGACGCUUGCUAUCGCAGCCGCGCUUGAAAGAAGAGUAUCAAGCAUACAUGCAGGAUAUGCUCGAUAAAGGCUACGCUGAAGCUGUUCCGGAUGACGAGCGAUGCCGUGACGACGGGAAGGUAUGGUAUGUCACUCACCACGGAGUGUACAGUCAAACCAAACAGAAGCUGCGCGUAGUGUUUGAUUGCAGUGGAGAAUUCCAGGGAUGUUCCCUGAACAACCAGCUCAUGCAAGGGCCCGAUGUGUCCAACAACCUGUGCGGUAUCCUGACUCGGUUUCGAAAGGAGCGCAUCGGUAUCACAUGUGACGUGAAGGGCAUGUUCAACCAAGUCAGGGUAGCCCCCGAAGACAGAGACCUGAUAAGGUUUCUAUGGUGGGAGAACGGCGACAUGCGGCGAGAGCCAUCCGAGUACCGGAUGACGACACAUCUGUUCGGCGCUUCAUCUUCGCCGGCGUGCGCCAUGAGUGCCCUGAACAAGACAGCCGACCAGUACGAAGAAGUGUUUGGAUCUGACGCGGCAGACUUCAUCAGAAGAGAUUUCUAUGUGGAUGAUGGUCUGACGUCGACUACCGAAGAGAAGUCAAGUGUGCAGCUGGUCAAGGACACGAUCAGCAUGUGCUCGAGUGGAGGUUUUGAGCUGCAUAAGUUCACAUCCAACUGUCCCGAGGUGGUGGCAAGUGUUCCCGAGAGCCGGCGUGCAAAGUCCUUGGAGCACGUGGACAUCUCUGAAAGGACUGUCAUUGAACACGCACUCGGCAUGAAAUGGAAUCUUCAAGAAGACUCGUUCCACAUAAAUACGGACAUCUCAGUGAAGCCGACAACCAGGAGAGGAAUCCUCUCCAUGGUCAGCUCCCUGUAUGACCCACUCGGCUGGGUGGCCCCAUUCACACUCCUAGGAAAGAACAUUGUGAAGCAACUGUGCUGUGACGGGCGUGACUGGGAUGAGCCUGUUCCGGACCACGUCGAGCCCCCGUGGGAGGAAUGGAAGACGGACCUGAAGCAGAUCGCAGACAUCUCUAUUCCAAGAAGUUUGUCGGCAGAUCAUUAA
Amphibalanus amphitrite is the source of this 1206-nucleotide messenger RNA. RefSeq lists its product as uncharacterized. NCBI's taxonomy places the organism in Eukaryota, Metazoa, Arthropoda, Thecostraca, Balanomorpha, Balanidae. The transcript is spliced from 2 exons. Bases 1 to 1206 code for a protein of 401 amino acids. The record is from RefSeq and is a predicted model, not a curated record.